UCAUCGUUAAUCGUUUCGGUAAAGUUAUCUUGCUGUUUUCAGAAAUAAGUGAUAUUAUAACGCUUAUCAGCUUACUGUACAAACUUAAAUAAAACAACAAACAAUGUCGGAGGUGGUUGAUGCACCGUUCAGCACCGUAGAAAUCAACAAUGACGACAGGGAGGAGGAAGAUCUAUUCGCUUCAGCGGUCCAGGAAGUCAGCCUUGAUCCAGAAGUAAAUGGUGGACAAGAAGAUAUGGAAAAGUCUAAUAUGGGAGACAUGUCAAUAUCUUCACCAGCCACUAUUGGAAGCCCUAUAAUGGAAGAGAUAGCCACAGAGCGUGCCAAUAACAUAAUCAUAACCAUCACAGAGCCACAAAAGAUUGGAGAAGGCAUGAGCUCUUACGUAGCAUACAGAGUGCUCACUAAAACCAACAUGCCUAUAUUCAGUAGGCACGAGUUCACCGUUCUUAGACGUUUCUCCGAUUUCCUAGGUCUUCAUGAGAAAUUAACUGAAAAAUAUCUUCGGUCGGGCAGAAUUAUUCCACCUGCACCCGAAAAAAGUAUUGUUGGAACAACUAAACUAAAAAUGACCUCAACACCUUCAACCGAAAGUGCAAAUGGUACCAACUCAUCAGCGAGUGUACAGUCGAUAUUUGUGGAACGUCGUCGGGCGGCACUGGAGAGAUUUCUCAAUCGCGUCGGGCAACACCCUGUACUGUGCAUCGACCCGGAUUUUAGAGAAUUUUUGGAGUCUGACACAGAACUACCCAAAGCUACAAGCACCUCCGCUUUAAGUGGAGCAGGAAUGCUACGCCUGUUCAACAAAGUAGGAGAGACCGUCAAUAAGAUCACGUAUAGGAUGGAUGAAUCAGAUCCGUGGUUCGAAGAGCGCUGCGCGCGCAUAGAGUCUCUGGAGAGUGGGCUCCGUCGCUUGUGCGGUGCUUGCGAAGCGUUGGCAACUGAGAGACGCGAGUUGGCAACGCGCGCGCACGACGCGGCGCGGUCUAUAGCGGCGGCGGCUGCGGCGGACCCGCACGCGCCGCUAUCGCGCGCUCUCUCACACCUAUCGGACCUGCACGAGAAGAUCGAACACUUAAGAAAUGAGCAAGCCAACACUGACUUCUACGUCCUGACUGAACACAUCAAAGACUAUCUUGGGCUCAUCGGCGCCAUCAAAGAUGUCUUCCAUGAGAGGGUUAAGGUAUUCCAAAACUGGCAACACGCACAAAUGCAGUUAACAAAGCGAAGAGAGAACAAAGCCAAAGCCGACCUCGCGAACCGUCCGGAGAAGAUUGCUCAAGCCUCCACUGAAAUUAUUGAGUGGGAAGCGAAAGUGGAGCGCGGGCAGCAAGAGUUCGACUCUAUCUCACGCGUCAUCAAGAAAGAGAUAGAGAGGUGGGAGGAAGUGAGGCUGAGUGAACUUCGGGCUACAUUGCUGCGCUACCUUGAGGAGCAUAUGAAACACCAAGCGCAGGCUAUUCGAUACUGGGACGCUUUCCUACCGGAGCCUCGUGCCAUCAAAUGAGGCGGUAUCCAAGGCGACCGCGGUACAGGGUCAAACAAACCACAACUACGCCAAAACACAACUUAGCACCCAAUGUUACGUGUCAUUUUACCGUGCACCCUUCAAGGCAAAUUGAAGUAUUGAACAUAUAAUAAUAUAAAUUAUGAUUGUAUAGAAAUUUCAAAUUAAAAAAAAUG
Messenger RNA from Pararge aegeria (speckled wood butterfly), 1683 nucleotides. It is a transcript of the gene Snx1, whose product is annotated as sorting nexin-2. Gene Ontology annotation, biological process: early endosome to Golgi transport. Gene Ontology annotation, cellular component: endosome membrane; endosome. The record is from RefSeq and is a predicted model, not a curated record. The coding region runs from base 104 to 1507 and encodes 467 amino acids. The transcript has 10 exons. Lineage: Eukaryota; Metazoa; Arthropoda; Insecta; Lepidoptera; Nymphalidae. Gene Ontology annotation, molecular function: phosphatidylinositol binding.